AUGAAGAGAAUCGAAGAUACUUCCGUGGACGUGUUUGUGACGAUCCUUCGCUGGGAUUCAAUUCGGGUGAUCCGUACAAUGAUUCGCGAAGGUUGUGAGGACAGUGAUCCAAUACAUGUCCUGGAUCUGAAUUCUGAUGCAGUUGAGAAGAUUGUCAUGGCAGAGAGCUUCGAUUGGCUAGUGGCUGCAGAUGUGUUUAGUGAAAAGAACCUUCUUGAGAAAGUUCCGGAGAGACAACAAUCAAACUCUGUAAGCAACAGGUUUUAG
This is a messenger RNA of Microthlaspi erraticum, 267 nucleotides long. The record is from the annotation of a GenBank genome assembly. Lineage: Eukaryota; Viridiplantae; Streptophyta; Magnoliopsida; Brassicales; Brassicaceae.